CCUCAUCCGGUUUAGUUUUACACGCAACCACACGCCCCGUCUCCCGUCUGCAGUCCACGACAUAGUUUCGCCAUAUUUGUUAUUUUGUUUUUUGUGCCGGCAAACAAUUAUUUCUCGGACUUCACGCGCUGUGCGUGUAGAUUGAUGGCGGAUCCUGUUUUAGUCUGAGUAUUUUGAAAGUCGAGCUUCGAGAUGUCACGACACCGGGACGGUCCAUCCGACUGUAAAGUCUACGUUGGAGAUCUAGGAUCGUCUGCUUCCAAAGCAGAUAUUGAAGAUGCAUUCUCCUACUAUGGGACACUGCGAAAUGUGUGGGUUGCUCGGAACCCACCGGGAUUUGCCUUUGUGGAAUUUGAAGAUGCUAGGGAUGCAGAUGAUGCUGUUAGAGGCCUUGAUGGGAGGAUGGUCUGUGGACGGCGUGUAAGAGUGGAACCUUCCUGUGGGACAAGAACAGGUCGCUUUGGUGGAUUUGGCCCCCCAUCCCGCAGCAGAAGUCGUCCUUUCCAUCCUGAAGAUCGCUGCUAUGAAUGUGGUGAUAGAGGCCACUAUGCCAGAGAUUGUUCUCGCUUCCGCAAGGGAAGCAAAAGGUCAAGAUCCCGAUCUCGCGACCGGCGCUCUCGUUCCCGCAGCGAUUCGCGGUCGAGGUCCCGCUCCCGCUCCCGAAGGCGUUCCCGGUCGAAGUCGAGGAACAUGAAGCGAUCACGGUCUCGCUCCCGCUCUGGCAUCAACCGUAGCAAGCGUUCACGCUCACGCUCUAUCUCCCGCAACAAGAAGAGAGAUCGCUCUGUUUCUAGGAGUCGUUCCAGGUCUAAGUCGAGGUCCAAAUCUCGUUCUCGUUCUCCUGCUUUGAAGAAAAGUCGUUCAAGGUCCCAUUCCAAAUCUAAAGAUGCAUCCAAGUCUAAAUCCAAGUCUAAAUCAAGGUCGAAGUCCCGUUCCAAAUCCAGAUCAAAGUCCCGUUCUAAAUCCAGAUCAAAGUCCCGAUCCAAGUCUAGAUCGAAAUCUAGAUCCAAGUCUCGGUCCAAGUCCAGAUCUCGUUCCAGGUCCAAGUCAGAAACAAAGGCUGACGAGUCUCCUAAGAAGGAAAAUGGAAAUGCUGAAUGAAACCCUCAUGUGAUAGUGAGCAAGACUUGUCCUUUGUUUUGUUUUAAAUGUUAGAGUUCUUGCACUCACUGUUAUGUUUUGAAUCAUGUGAAGCAAAAAUGUUUUUUAAAAGCACAGAAGUUUUCUUUAGUCUGUGAGAUGCAGUCAGAUGUUGUAUUUUCGUAUACAAUUUCCCAGACAGAAUUUAGUUUGAGAGUCUGUCAUUUACCUAUGAUUGUGCAAUAUUAUUGAGCAUGUAAAUCUUUUUCAUGUUUUCAUGUGUGUAUGCUUGUGUGUGUGUGUCUGUGUGCGCAUGUGUGAGAGACUUAAUGUAAGUGGGUAUUGUAAAAUACAUACUACAAACAGUGUUACUGUGCAAAUUGAUUUGACAAUUGAAAUGAAUAUAAUUGAGUUCAUACCAA
Messenger RNA from Frankliniella occidentalis (western flower thrips), 1502 nucleotides. Its product is annotated as serine/arginine-rich splicing factor 7. The transcript has 6 exons. Gene Ontology annotation, biological process: mRNA splicing, via spliceosome. The coding region runs from base 193 to 1101 and encodes 302 amino acids. Lineage: Eukaryota; Metazoa; Arthropoda; Insecta; Thysanoptera; Thripidae. Gene Ontology annotation, molecular function: RNA binding; zinc ion binding. The record is from RefSeq and is a predicted model, not a curated record. Gene Ontology annotation, cellular component: nuclear speck.